Molecule: messenger RNA, 1961 nt
Organism: Pseudocercospora fijiensis CIRAD86
Lineage: Eukaryota; Fungi; Ascomycota; Dothideomycetes; Mycosphaerellales; Mycosphaerellaceae
Exons: 1
Coding region: 309-1865 (518 amino acids)
Biological process (GO): cell division
Cellular component (GO): plasma membrane
Source: RefSeq, a predicted model, not a curated record
UACAUAUCGUAUCGAAAGCAUCGUCUGUGGCGUAGCAGACACGGGCUCGUGGCGAAAACGACGACGACCACGUCUCCCAUGUCUCAUCAAGCCUCUGCAGCUCGAUAGGCGCGCUUCUCGCCCGCCAAGGACAACUCAGCCUCAAUGCAGUGACGUAUCUGCAGCUUGCAUGAGCCCCUCCAUCUUUUUGUUGUUUGAGACCUGAUAUACCUACAGCACUUCAGCGACACGACACCUGCGAACUCCUUGAUCCCCGCCAAUCUCUCCUAAGCGCCGAGCCACACAUCGAAAGAGCGUGAUACAGCACAAUGGCUGGCCACCACGACCCCAAACUGCUCUACGCAAUCAAAGGCAUCAAGGCAUACCACAUCCAGGAUGGCCAAGAACAAGACCUCUGUCCAUCUGGCCCUCAAACACUCUCGCUUCUGAUGGUGCCUUGUAAUUCUCCGUUCGCAGAAUUGAGUACGACAGUGGGCCAGAACGAAGUAGACCAGGACUUCUACCUCCACCUCAAUCUUCCGCCAGAGCUCGAUCUCCCUCUUCCAGCCACUACGCAAGUCUACCAUCAACCACCAACGAGUUACUUGAUUCCAAGAUGGGACAUGGGCCCUAGAGCGGGUGCCUUCACGCGCAUCGAGUUCCCAAAGAUUGGCUACGGCGUUACGCAAGAUGAUGUGGACACCUUCGAGACUAUCCUUGCGCAAUGCACUGCUUUUCUAGAGCGAGCAAAGCCGCUACUACCGAAUGAGAAAGGCAGUGGAGUGUACAAUCCAUCCGACUAUGCUCCCGGCGGCAAAUACGCCGUCGAUGAGAAGUCGGGCAGGAAGCAUGGCGAGAUUGUCCUGAUCGACGAGGAUAAUGGCUCGGUGGUCGGCGAGGUUGCAGGCGACGCCCAGGUCAUCGAGGAUUCCAAGCUGCAACCGGGCUCCAAAGAGCCAGUUGAGGUACAAAUAAGCCAGGACGGCAAGCUUAUCGAAGUCCGACCUAUCUCGGAAGAAUAUCUGCGCAUGGCACGCCAUCCUGCCUACAAGGACAGCUCCAUUGUGCAGAACGCGGCUACAGCCUCCCGCUUAAUCGUUACAAGCUCUUCGUUCCUCGGUAAUAUGAUGACCAAGGGCGCUGAGAACUUCUCGCAAAAAACCAAGCCCGUCGCUAAGCCUCUGGAAUUCCAGCCUGCGACCCAUCAGCGAGUACGCAAAGUCUCGACAUUCACACAGUCUGUAGCGCAGACGUCAAAUAAGACUAUUGGUACGCUCGGCGACCAUGUGCAGAAUUUUGCAGCAAGAGCAUCGGGACAUAAGAAGGAUAGACCGCACAAGGGCUAUGACGAGAAAGGUAAUCCUCUCGACAAGAACGACUACAAGCCGGGCUUUCUGAACAAGAGCAUGAUCGCAUUCAGCACUGUUAUGGACGGCAUCGCAGAAGGCGGUAAGACACUGUUGAACACAAGUGGCGCUGCGGCGAGUCACAUGGUCGGUCACAGAUACGGAGAGCAAGCCGGUUCAAUCGCAGGGUCUCUCGCAGGCGGUGUUAAGAAUGUUGGACUCGUAUACAUCGAUGUCACUGGUGUCUCAAGACGUGCUGUGAUCAAGUCAGUUGCAAAAGGAAUGGUUAUUGGAAAAGUUCGCGGCGGUGGCGAGGUCGUCGUCGGCGAAGGUGAUGGAGGAGACCUCUCGGAACAAGACAUUAAGAAGAUGCAAGAGAAGCAAAAUCAAGGUCCCAGUGCAUCUGGGGGCCUACCAGGUGGAUAUCAGCCACAACAGGGCUCUUAUGAUCCUGAUGGAUUUGGCUCAAGCGCUCCGCCCAAGUAUCAAGAGUUCGGACAGCCUGGUGGAUCGAACGUCGGCGAUAAGAAGUACGGCUAGAUUGAUGCGGCGUCCCACAGCCUCUAGAUACCAUGACAGUGAUGAUCGCAUGCGUGUGGAAUAUGCAUAGAUGAAUGAACGACUUUGCUUUUUCAG